AUGGAGAUAACCAGACGAUACUUUCCCAUGGAAUGGGAGGAACGCUGGCGAAAAGAGAAAGAGAGAAGAAGAAAGGUGAUGGAAGAGGGAGGAGAGAAAUUUGAAGAAGAAGACAGAAAGCUAAAAUAUAUUGUGGCCUACAACAGUAGCAGAAUGGGUUUGAAAGACACAGAGGAGACAAGAAGAGACAGCAAGGGAAAGCAGGAAGAGGACGAUUCUGAGACAACAGUGGAAGAUCAGGUGAAGAUAUAUUGUAGACAUAGCUACCCCACGGAGAUCCUCCAGACUCUGGAUGAUCUAAGGCAGUCAUCUCAUUUGACUGACCUGACUUUGAGCACUGAAGAUGGUCUGCACUUCCAGGCUCACUCCCUUGUCAUGGCUGCGGUAAGUUCCACCAUCAAACAAAUGGUCCAGAAUAGUGAUGAAGACAGGGAGAGUGCGUUGACCAUAGUUAUGGGUCCAGAGGUCAGUCGUUCAGGACUGGCUGCAAUGCUAGAGUUUGCCUACACCGGGGAUAUGCCUUCACUGAGCGAGGACAGCCUUGCCCAGAUUCAGACAGCUGCUCAAAGUUUGGGUGUUCUCAGAGUUCUGGAGCUCUGCAGGAAGGAAGAGGAGAAAGAGAACAAAAAGGGAGCAGGAGGAGGGGAGGAAAAGAAGAAGAAGGAGAAAAUAAGAAAGAUCUUUGCUGCAGAGCAGAUGAAGAUCACCCUUGAGUCUAUGAAACAGCUGUGGGCUGAAAGAGUGGGUUGUGACGUGGAACUAGAGGCUGAGGGAAGAAGGUUCCAUGCCCACAGGGUGAUCCUUGCGGCCAGCAGUGACUACUUUCGGGGCAUGUUCAUGAGUGGUAUGAGGGAGUCCCAGCAGCAAUGUGUGACCCUGCUGAUGCUAGGUGCAACUGAGCUAGACGCCCUUCUUCAGUGUUCAUACACUGGAAACCUGACCCUGGCCUGGGACUGCAUUUUUGAGCUUGCUUGCACCGCCCUCCAGUUUCAGUUUCAUUAUGCUUUGUCACUGUGCCUGGACUUUUUGCAGAAAGAAAUGGACACCGACAACUGCCUGGAUGUUAUAUCUUUUGCUGAAGCUUAUGAGAUGGGUGAAUUGCAUGAGCUGGCAGAAGACUUUGUCCUGAUGCACUUUCAUGAAGUAGCUGCAACUCCCAAGUUCCAGGACCUAUCAGCUGAGAAGCUUCUGGAUUUCCUGCAACAUGACGGCCUCUCAGUACCAUCAGAGCUGGCUGCCUUUCGAGCUGCGGUGACCUGGGUUCAGGCUGACCCUCUCGAGAGGAUGUCACAAGCCAGAGAACUAAUGUCGGGGGUCCGCUUCCCUCUCAUGACCUUUCGAGAAUUCCGAGAGGUGCGCGCCAUUAACCUGCAAAUGGAAUGCAGCGGAGGGGAUGAAGUGGACCUCUACAAGUCAGCUCUGAAACAAUUCGGUUUCGGCCACUCCGACUCCGAAAUACGUCGACGCGUUCGCCGUCCCAGAGAGGCUCUGGUUCUCGUCGGCGGAGAUCAGCUGCAUCCAGACGUCGGUCCAAGGCUUCCCAGCAGACAGCUGUGGUUUGUCAAUUUGCUUUACAGUGGAACUGGAAUGGUGAAAGACAUGGAGUGGAGAAAGUUAGGAGAAAUGCCAGACCACGCAAGGUUCAGACAUGGAGUGGGAGUCCUGGAAGACAAACUCUAUGUGGUUGGGGGUUGUCAUUUCUAUGCUAAGACAGACACAAUGAAAUCUGUAUACAGGUACACACCUGUUUCAGACACUUGGGAGAGGUUAGCUGACAUGAAUGAGCACAGAAGUAAUUUCACAGUGGUGGUGAGAGGACACAUCCUGUAUGCUAUAGGAGGAGACAAAGACAUCAGCGCCAAUCUAGACAGUGUGGAAAUGUACUGUCCAGAUACUGACUCUUGGAGAUUUGUCUGCCCCCUGGACCAGGCUCUAAGUGGCCAUGCUGCUACUGUAUGGGGUGGAGAGAUUUUCAUCUCUGGUGGUUUCAACUGUCACUACCAAUGUCUGGUCUCCAUGUUCGUGUACCACCCAGAGAAUGGAACUAACUACCUGUCAGACAUGAAUCAUGACCGGGCCCAGCACUGCAUGGAAAACUUUCGGGGACUUUUCUAUGUGGCCGGAGGGGUUUGUAACCUGCGGAAGUUCUACACAGACCAGCUUGCCUGUGAGAUUUAUAACCCCCUGAAUGAUUCCUGGAACACCUUCACUCCGCUUCCAAUCCCUCAUGUUGGGGCGGCAUCGGCUAUUUUGGAAGAGAAGCUCUAUAUUCUGGGUGGCUACUGCCAGGAAGAUUAUAGUGAGUCCAGGCUGGUGCAUCGAUAUGACCCUGCUUUCCAACGAUGGGAAAAUAUGGGGAGAAUGCCAGGUCCCACCUCAGAUUUACGGGCCUGUCUUCUACACCUGCCAGAUCAUUUAAGAAAAUGA
Molecule: messenger RNA, 2427 nt
Organism: Chanos chanos (milkfish)
Lineage: Eukaryota; Metazoa; Chordata; Actinopteri; Gonorynchiformes; Chanidae
Product: kelch-like protein 33
Exons: 4
Coding region: 1-2427 (808 amino acids)
Molecular function (GO): protein binding
Source: RefSeq, a predicted model, not a curated record